AGCUAAUCCAGAUAUGUCAAUUAGCUUCCAGAUGGUCAGUUUCAGCAAAGCAGACCAGAUCCUCGCACAAGUUCACAGACUGCACAGCAGCUCAGGGAGUGGUGAGAACAGAGAUGCUGCUUUACCUCCUGCUUGGUCAGCUUCUCUUUGGUGCGGUUUUGUCACAAGAUGUCCAACAAAAAUGUACGAAAUGUAACAAUACAGAAGAAAAUCCUAAGAAGACGGAUUCUGGUUGUCAAGACUUCGAGCUUUGUAUCAACAGCACUGAAUUGAAUGUGCAGGAGGGAAAUACGGUCACAUUCAAAUGCUACCAUAACUUAACUAACACAACUAUGAGAUUCACGUGGCUUAUUGGAGACAAAAAAUAUCAAGACCAAGAAAAAACCCAAAACGAAAGCCUAAUCGAGCUAGUUUUGACGAAGGUUCUUACUGAUAAGAAAGGUGACUACAGCUGCAGAGUGAACUACGAGUCUUGUACUUGCCAGUCUGCUGCUCUAACUCUCAAUGUAAACGGCAACUCCGUGAUCAUCUUAGUCAUCUGUGGCGUUUCAGCUUUGGCCUUAGUCAUCAUCAUGGGGGUGACUAUGAAGAUCAAGCUGAAGAGAGAUAAUGCUCAACACAGAGAGAGGAUGAAGCAGAGGGUCCAGGCUGAGCAGAAUGCAGGCCAAACACCCUCCCCUCAAAGAGGAUACUGAAAAAACAACCUUUCAGUCUAUAUGUUGUGUCUCUGCUGUUUUAUUUAACCUAAAAUAAUAAAUCAAUUAUUCUUUAUGUAAUUGAGCCCAAAUUCUUUGCCUUGUGAAUUUCAUGAGCUGUUUUCUUGAUGUAUUAUUUUAGUUCUAUGUAAUAAAUAAAUAAAUAUAAAGAUGCAAGAAAUGUUUUAAUCUGGAGGCUGGAUGGAGAUUCUCAAACUAAUCCUGCUGAAUGCUCUGCUCACAGCAGCACACACCACACAGAGCAGCUUAACACCGGCUGGCCUGAAAUGGAUAUAUGGAGCAAUAAUUCCAUCCACUCAUCUCCAAGAGUGGGUUAUAAAUAGGAUCUUAGAAUUGAGUAAUGAAAACAGAUCUACUUCCCCGGUGUAACACUAUGAUAUAAUCCUUUGAUGCAUGCAUGUGCAAUUUCUCCUUUGCAUCCACAGCAUUCUUUUUCCCUCUCAGCCAUAUGGCGCAUCUCCCUUUUAUCUGUGAGGGAAGAGGAACGACUGUUUAUUUUGCUUCCUCCUAUAGCAGGUGGCUAAGAGAUAAUCCAGGUAAAGCCACCAGCAAAGUGGAGAUGGAGGGAUGGACCAAGGAGAGGGAGGUUGGAGUGGCCCUUGUAUGGGUGGCUAUGGCUAAUUCUGGCCUCUUAAUCCCAGUCCCAUCUACCCUUCCCCCCUCUUCCUGCUCGCUAACCCUAAGAAGCAAUUGGCGCCCAGGUAGACGUAACCACAUACACACAUAGCGCCUAUACUAGUUUACUGAGACGGUCGGUGCCCUUUGGUUGUUGACUUUUUUGGGAUUUCUGACCUGUGGAUGGAGAAGUCAUUCAUGUGAGCUUCACUGGAGAAUGUAGCUGCAGCACUUGGGCCAGGUGAUAGGACAGACACCAACAUGGGAGAAGCUCAAAAGGGCUUACUCUCUGUCAUAGAGAAACUGAAAGGAUCAACAGAGCAGGAGGUCAGGAUAGUUCUUUUGGGUUUGGACAAUGCGGGCAAGACCACCCUGCUGAAAAGCCUCGCCUCUGAAGAUGUGAACACCAUCACACCGACUCAGGGUUUUAACAUAAAGAGUGUUGCCUCUCAUGGCAUGAAGCUCAACGUUUGGGACAUAGGAGGGCAAAGGAAGAUCAGGCCCUUCUGGAAAAAGUACCUGGAAAACACAGACCUCUUGAUUUACGUAAUCGAUAGUGCUGAUAAAAAGCGGUUUGAGGAGACCGGACUGGAGCUGUCAGAGCUGAUUGAUGAGGAGAACUUAAAGGGGGUUCCUGUGCUCAUCUUCGCUAACAAGCAAGAUCUGGCCACUGCAUCGCCAGCCAGUGAGAUCGCCGAGGGACUCAACCUGCACACAUACCGGGACCGGGAGUGGCAGAUCCAGGCCUGCUCAGCCAUGUCUGGGGAGGGCGUUCAGGACGGCAUGAACUGGAUUUGCAACAACAUCGUGAACAAGAAGAAGUGAGCCACCAUGCCAAACGAGACUGAAAGGAGUCUAAGACGUAAAAACGGAUAAAAACGUGGUUUCUCUUGACCAUCAGCUGAUGUCAACUGUCACCCUCCCAUCUACCACCUCAUAGAAUUUAACAACAAUUUUCUUUUUACGAUGUGUGACAUUUUUAUGACUAUUUUGCAAAGGGUAGUUGACAAAAAUAAUAUUUCCGAUGUGAAACAUGAAUUAGGAGAAAUUUGUGUUUUGUUUAAAUUUGUUUGUUCUCUCCAAUCCCAUUGCGGUGGACAUGUGUACUUUGGUAAAUUAUUGUUAAAUUUAAGCUGGGUGUGUAGCAGUUUGUCGUUACAUAGGACGUUUUUGUGUGUGCGUUCAUUGUGGGUUUUGAAAGUGUUGUCAAUAAAAUAAUAAUUAGUGAUUACUGU
Oryzias melastigma (Indian medaka) is the source of this 2566-nucleotide messenger RNA. It is a transcript of the gene arl3l1, whose product is annotated as ADP ribosylation factor like GTPase 3, like 1. The transcript is spliced from 13 exons. The record is from RefSeq and is a predicted model, not a curated record. Gene Ontology annotation, biological process: cilium assembly. Bases 1593 to 2156 code for a protein of 187 amino acids. Gene Ontology annotation, molecular function: GTPase activity; GTP binding. Gene Ontology annotation, cellular component: microtubule cytoskeleton; cytoplasm. Lineage: Eukaryota; Metazoa; Chordata; Actinopteri; Beloniformes; Adrianichthyidae.